Molecule: messenger RNA, 921 nt
Organism: Helianthus annuus (common sunflower)
Lineage: Eukaryota; Viridiplantae; Streptophyta; Magnoliopsida; Asterales; Asteraceae
Product: chitinase CLP
Exons: 1
Coding region: 1-921 (306 amino acids)
Biological process (GO): proteolysis
Molecular function (GO): aspartic-type endopeptidase activity
Source: RefSeq, a predicted model, not a curated record
AUGGAUGACGAAUAUAAUUAUUGUGAGAUAUGCCCGGUUAACGUCAUCAGCCCGGUUACGGGAGAGUGUAGCCAAGUCAUAACAACCUAUGACCAAUUCAUGUUUACAAGAAGCUACGGUGGUAAAAAUGUCAUACCUCAUAACCUAUAUGUAAUUUAUCCUACCGUUGGGAGCACUCCUACUUGGACAUUUGAUCCGUUCCCUUCAAGUGUCGUCGGUGUGAUCGCGCUUUCAUCGUCCCCUUACGCGUUACCAGCGUAUUUACGCAAUCCGGUUAACCGAAUAAUAGCUCUAUGUUUGCCUAGCACCGUGUCCACUCCUGGCGUUCUUUUUCUUGGGAAUGGUCCUUAUUAUCUUAACCCUGAAUCUAAUGUUGAUAUAAGGAGUUUACUUUCUUAUACUGAGUUGCUGAAGCAUCCAAAGGCUUUUGGAUACUUCAUUGGUGUCAAUGCAAUUGUAAUUAAAAACAGAUCUAUAAAUGUUCCAGCGAACGCCACUACCAAGAUAAGCACACUUGACCCUUACACCAAGCUUCGGACCGACAUCUAUAAUGACGUUUUUCGAAGGUUUUCAAGGGUUACGAAACGAAUCCCACCUGCGAAGUUGGUUGCACCAUUUGGUCUUUGUUUCAACACCUCGGUUAAUGGUAUAAAAGUACCGGAUAUUGAUUUGGUUCUACAGGAUGGGAAGAAGUGGACUAUAUCAACCGCUAACUCCAUCAAGCAAGUGAUGGAGGAUGUCGCUUGCCUGGCGGUUGUCGACAAUGGUCCGACAAGUGAGCAUGCAAUCGUGGUUGGAACGUAUCAGUUUGAGGAUAACUUUCUUUUGUUUAAUUUGGAGAAUUCGACUUUUGGGUUUAGUUCCUCGUUGCUACAUAGACAUACCUCAUGUUCAAAUUUCAACUUUACUGUCGAUCAAUGA